Molecule: messenger RNA, 756 nt
Organism: Pyrenophora tritici-repentis Pt-1C-BFP
Lineage: Eukaryota; Fungi; Ascomycota; Dothideomycetes; Pleosporales; Pleosporaceae
Source: RefSeq, a predicted model, not a curated record
ACAUGGAAUCUCUAUAUGAAUCGCACAGUCUAACACACAAUCAUGGCGUCUCCAAGAUGGAAGAAAUUAUACCAAUAUGCAGCAUGUGAUCUUGCGGAUGGUCUACUCAAGCUUCAUGUCCCAGGCGCAGGCUUCCUCGCAGACAUCAGACCACUGCUUCACACAGCGAGUUUCCCGAAGCCAGAACCAAGAAAGGUCCUUGCGCCUGCAUCGACCUUUCUCAUGAUUCCAAAAGCCACAAAGUCUUUCCCGAACCCUUCGCAGAUGCCUGCUGGUAUCCCAUCCUCCAAUCUCACAGACUCGAGGCCAUAUGCAGACUAUACGGAGAAUGGUACCAUUGUCGUCAUUAGCCAGCCAGCCGGUCAAUCAUGCGCCGUUGUCGGAGGUAUCAUGGCUGCUCGCAUGCAGCACCUAGGCGCCGAAGGCAUCGUGGUCGACGGUCGGGUGAGGGAUAUAACUGCUCUAAAUCACACCAAGCUACCCAUCUGGUCCAAAGCGACGUCUAUUAUCGGGGCAGGAGCCGAGACAAAGUUUCACGCACGCAAUGUGCCUGUGACAAUCGGGGAGACGGUAGUCGAAGCGGGUGAUAUAAUCAUGAUAGACCCUUUCGAGAACGGCAUCGUCGCGGUGCCGCAGGGAAAGGUGGACGAACUACUAGAGUUGCUGCCGAAGCUUGUAGAGGCUGAUGAGAAGGUUACUGCAGACGUCGGGCGGGGUGUCAGUGUAGAAGAAGCUUUCCGAAAGCAUCGUAAUUAA